Haplochromis burtoni (Burton's mouthbrooder) is the source of this 10512-nucleotide messenger RNA. RefSeq lists its product as uncharacterized. The record is from RefSeq and is a predicted model, not a curated record. Gene Ontology annotation, cellular component: membrane. Gene Ontology annotation, biological process: protein import; protein targeting. Lineage: Eukaryota; Metazoa; Chordata; Actinopteri; Cichliformes; Cichlidae. Gene Ontology annotation, molecular function: ABC-type protein transporter activity; ATP binding; protein binding.
UAUCAUUGUUGAAUCUGUUGACAGAGUAAUCUCUGAUAUUAUAUCUAUGUUAAUUUGAGCACAUAUUAAUGUAGGCCUAUUAUCAUCACUUUAUCAGUCUAUGGUUGUUCUGUAUUGUUCUUCCUAUCUGCUUAAGCUGUUGCAAAUGGUAUCUACAUCACCUCUCGAGCUUGUGGGGCCAGGGAGGCCUGCUAGGUUCACUUACACACAGAUUCAGGCCUACACCAACAUGCACAUAUUGAGUUAUGUAAAACACGCACGUUCACGCACACACUUGUUAAGAAUGGGAGGGUCGUCUCAGGACAGGCUAUCUGUUGGACACAGUCUCCUAAUAUUGCAUAACAUAUUCCAUUUGUUUAUCUCUAAAGGCAAGGGUUGAUGUCCAUAUAAGGAGAACUUCUCGAGAAAGGGAGACUGUUGUCCUUGCCAGUAAAAGAUCUAACUGUGUGACGUAAUCAGGGUAAUAUAAGGAUGAGGAGCGGUUUGUUCGACGAAGAAUUGUGAAGAUUGUGAAGUUUGCUGUUGCAAGUUUCUUCCCACACUCUGCGCAAGUGUGUAAAUAAAGAUCACUAUUUUUGGCCACCUACCUGGACUCAGUCUGCUUUCUUCUCUUGCCCAAUUCGAACCAAUCUCAACAAUUUUUGGUGCCGAAACCGGUUGGGGAGGAGAGGAGCGUGCGACUUGGAGGUGCCAAAGGGACGGAAGGCCAGCAGCUUAUCUGAGUGACACGCCAGGCGAACUAGAAGGCACAGUUCGACCUUCCAAGUUCAACUGGCUGGAGCGGAGGAUUAAUCAUUUUAGUCUGACUAACAAGCUGCACGUGAGGAAAGGCAGGCUCGAAUCCUGAAUUCGCUGCCCAGAGGCUGGCAGCUCUUUCUGCAGGGAAGAAUAGCCAAACCGCAAUUGCCGACACCCGAGGGCAUGACAUCAACCUUCUGAUAAGUAGAUGACCUACUCUAUCUCCUAAUCUUCAGCUACCCCAACACUUGAUAACUGCAACUUGUCUGCUGAAGUCAUCAAAAUGGGGAACCAGGUCCCAACAGAAAGUAACAUGGGCAAUAAUCUUAAAUGCUGCAAAUGUGAUCGAGUCUUGCCUGCAUGCAAAUCAUUUGAUGACCUUUACAAAACUGAGGUUCAUGGUCGAGUCGUAUAUGUGUUCAAUAGAGGUGAAUACUACAGACCAGUUGGUCACGAUGACGCAUAUGAGUGUGAAUAUUGCUUUAAUAAGCCAAUCAGAGAUCAAGAGCAAAUGAGGAGAAGAGAGGAGGAGAGAAGAAGAGAGGAGGGGAGGAGAAGAGAGGAGGAGAGGAGAAGAGAAGAGGCGAGGAGAAGAGGAGAAGAAGAAAGGAAGAGAAGAGAGGAAAGGAGGAGAGAGGAGGAGAGGAGAAGAGAGGAGGAGAGGAGAAGAGAGGAGGAGAGGAAGAAAGAAAAACUGAAUCAAAGACUACAAGAAUCUCACCAACGAGCCAAAGAGCAGCUUGAGAAACAAUUGAGCAGCUACAUUUCUCAGGAAUAUGAAACCAAGCGAGAUGCUCUAAUAUGGCAUCUGGAUGACUUUGAAGCUAACUAUAAAUCAGGUAGUGGCAGUGAUGAGCUUCUUGAAAUUCUUUCUACAAAAUGCAGUGUUGAGGUUUUGAGUCUCAGUCUGACUCAGCUCACAGCUGAUCAGCUCAGUGAGAUCCUUUCAGUCCUGGACAAACUUCUGUUUGAUGAGUGGAUUAAUGCUCCUCCAUCCAUUAGCACUCUGCAGCACACUCAGGUAUUCAUCACAGAACUCUGUGCUCUGUCUCUGGAAAUAUCUGAAGAAGUUUCCCUACAAAGCAUCUCCAAUCAUAUGCAGUCCCAUUUGGGAUCCAUCAGCCAAUCAGCAAGUGGUGUUUUUGAGAGUUUCCUCUUGACUCAAGCCCUGUAUCUGAACUUGAUGCACCUUUUCAAUGACAGCGGAAGAUCUGAUAGUGAUGCCGGCUUCAUAGCCAAAAAAUGGGCAAAAUAUGAGAUUUCCACUGAGAACCUCUUUAUAAUUGAGUUUCUGAGCACCCUUACAUCAUCACUGCAAAGUACAGUUGGAAGAGCCUCUGUGUUCACUUUAAAGAUGGAAAUCCAGUGUUUAAAGCUUCUCUUAUCCACACUCACAGAUCUAAAUGGAAAAGAAGCCCACUCAAAAUCUACUGAAAUGCUCCUCAAACUUGUGCAAAGAAACCAAUGGACUCCAAUGGAGGCAGUCACUCUGCUUAAAGCACUGUCACAGAAAUAUGCGGAUGAUGAUUCCAUAACUCAAAUCCUUACCUUGGUACAAGUGUAUGACAUACCACCAGACUGGAUAGAUGACUGUGGGCACUCUCUAAUCCAGCUCCUUGAAUCUGCUGCUCCUGAGCGAUUUUGUCAAGAUUUCCAAAAGACUCUAAGAGGAAAUGAUGAGAACAGUGUAACUGCAGUUUUAGCAGAAGUACAAAUGUUGUGGAAUUUGGAUGACUCUGUCAUUGAUAUGAUAAAAAACAUUAACACCGGUGUCCUGAAAUACACAGAAAAUGUACCAAAAGAAGAAACUUUUAUGAAAGAUUCAUUUAAAUGUGAAUCUUUGAAUGCAGACAACAUACAGAAGUGUCUGUGUCAGCUCUGCAAAGCAGUGUUCGACAUAAAAGGCUGGUGGCCCACAGUGAGGCAGGUGGUGCGGUGGUGUGGACUGGUGCUGACUCAGAAAAGUAGAGUGGUACAACUGGUUGGUGUGGAAGAAGACCCAUGUGUUACAGCCAUGUUUGCAGCCAUGCAAGUCUGCAUGGGAAACAAACUGGACAUUGUGCUGAGCUCUGAUGUUCACUCAGAGGAGCAAACAAAGGAGUGGUCUGACUUCUACAAGCACCUUGACAUUUCAAUCAACACAAACAUGAAGAAGACUGACCCAUCAUUCCAGGAUGUCUAUGAAGCAGACAUUGUUUAUGGUACAAUGGAUGAUUUUGUGUCAGAUUAUGUUCAACAUGGCAUACAGGCAAUGGAAACAGGGCAUACACCGUUUAGUCGUGGAUUCAUUAUUGAAAAACAAAGUCUCAGUGCUCUGCAUGCUCUGGAACUUUCAAGACUCAAAGACGAUGACUCUCUGGUGUUUGCUGCGGAGGUCCUGCAGAACCUCAUGAGUAAAUUUCACGGUGAAGAUGUGGGACUGAUACACAUGUUUAUUAAGGUCCUUUUUCAGGUCCUUCACAGUACCCUAAACAAAGACACAAUCACUGACAAUAAAAUCAUCACAAUCUCAAAGAAAAUCACCAGAAAGGAACUGCUUUUUAAUGAGAUCUUCAUUUUGACCUUUCUGGAGAAUCUGAUGAAAAGUUUUGUUAGUGAAACAGAAGCUGUUAAAAACAUGACAGAUCCUGCAGGCAAAUGGUGUUUGGAGAUUUUAUUUGCCUGUGUGGAACAAUUUCAAAACUCAAAAAAAAAAAAAACCAAAGGAGUUUUUGAGAUGGUUUCAAAUCUUGGGGAACAAAGGCUUUGGUCACCAGUAGAGGCCUUAAACGUUCUUGAAGCAUUAACUAUACACCAUCAUGAUAAAAGCUGUAUUUCCAUCAUGAAGAUUUUACAUUUGGUGGAAACAUAUCAGGUUUCUUCCAAGUGGAAAGAUGAAAACAAUAAAUCUCUCCUUGAGCUCAUAGAUUCAUGCACAACUAAGAAUCUGAUCCAGCAUCUAGAAAAGAGCCUUAAAGAUGAGAAAACUAAAAGCAUUGACAACCUUUUUUAUGAAAUACGGCAGAUGAAAGAAAUUGACGAACAAACACUGAGUAAAUCAUACAACAUAGUAACUCAUGUAACAAACCUCAUCGAAACUGGUGAAAUUAAAAAACAGAGAGAUAUACGGCGAGCUAGGACUCUGAGUCACAGCAUGGAGACAGAGGACCUUCAGGAAGUUCUUGCAGUCUUAUGCAAUGCUGUACACCUCCACAAAGAUGAAAGGAAGUGGUUUCCCAGGGCAACUCAGAUGAUAAGCUGGUGCUUGUUGGCCUUGUCUGACACUGGGAAGCUCCUGGAGAUGGGAACUGGAGAAGGGAAGUCUUGUGUCAUAGCAAUGUUUGCAGUGCUGCAUGUGCUUAGAGGUGAAAAGGUGGAUGUGGUGUCCAGCUCCUCCGUGUUAUGCCAAAGAGAUGCUGAAGAAUGGGCAAAAUUCUACAAAUACUUUGGCAUUACAGUCGACACAAACACAAAUAAAAAUGAGGAUAAAGAUCGGAAAGAAUGCUAUCAGAAGGACGUGGUCUAUGGAACCAUUGAAGCCUUUGCUGCUGAUCACCUUCGCCAAAUAUUUGAGAUGAAGGAUGUGAGACCUGAUCGUAACUUUCAGUGCAUCAUUAUCGAUGAAGUGGACUCACUGCUGCUGGAUCAGGGAGUGCAGCUGACAUACCUGUCCAGCCCCAUGGUGUCCAUGCAGCACCUGAACAUUAUUCUCACCAUGAUCUGGAGCCACGUCAGUCACUAUGGCUUCCUAUCUACAGGACAUCAGACAUUUGUACGAGGUCCUCCUGCUUCAUUCUUCAAGGCCAUCUAUGACUCAAUGAACACAGAAGACACUGAAAUUAGUGAUCCAAUGGAUUUUUUGAGAAAUACCAGGGGAAAAUAUACGGAACAACAGGAACACUGGGGAGCAAAGCAGACAUUCAGUUUUUGCAGGACCUGUAUCCAAAUCUCUCUGUGUGCAAAAUACCAACAUUCAACAGGAAAAAGUUAUUUGAGGUCAAAGGUACUCUGAAAAAAACAGCUGAAGAAUGGGAAUCUGAAAUAAAACAUGUGGUCACAGCUCAGAUUUCCCCAAAUUCAUACAGAGAAGGAAGAGCAGCGUUGGUGAUCUGUGAAACUAUAAACAAAGCCAAAGAGAUCUACGAAGAGCUGAAGAGCAGCAUCCCAAAUAAAAAAUUGAUUCUCUACUGCCGCAGUGACAGAGACAGUUUGAGUAAAAUAGACAAGGAGCUGCUUCCUGGUGAUGUCAUUGUUGCCACAAACCUUGCCGGCCGUGGCACAGACAUUAAAGUGUCCACAGAGGUGAACAAUAAUGGAGGGUUAUUUGUGAUCCUCUCCUUCCUCUCCGAGAACACAAGAGUGGAACUCCAGGCUUUUGGACGAACUGCACGCAAAGGUAAACCUGGAUCUGCUCAGAUAAUCAUCUCCACUGACCACCUGCAGCCAUCUUACAAAACAGUGUCCUCUCUGGAGGAAGCCAAGAGCACAAGGGACCGACUUGCAGCAGAAAAGAUAAAUCACAUAAUGAAUGAUGUUGCUGAGAUGAAACUGCGGGAGGACCUGUUUUCAGAAUACCUCGAAACACUUCAAGAUAUUUAUAACACCACUGAUGGAGACAAGGAAAGAGCUGAUGUUGACAUCAUGAAUGAGUUCUGGGGGAUUUGGCUGCAAACUAAAUCAGAAGAAAUUGAUCAGUUGAAGAGAAAUGAACUGCAAGAGAGUCUGAAAGCUGAUUUGUCAAAGGCAAAAAGUCAGUCUGAAAGUCAGACUUCACCAUGUUCCAGCAUUUAUCACUACAUCAAGUUUGGAAAUAUUGCACUGGAUGAAAAAAAGUGGGAUACCGCAGCCAUAAUGUUUGAAAAAGCCAUGAAACAGGAUAAAAGCUGGGCAGCUGUAGCAUUUUACAAUCAUGCAUACUGUACUAUACAACAAAAGAAAUCAGAUUACCUCCCUAAGGCCAUAGAUGAUCUAACAAAGGCACAGGAAUCUUUGAGGUUUCUUAAUGAGGAACUAAUAGGCUGUCUUCAGUUUGUAAAAAUGUCCUCUGCAGACUCAGCCAACAGCAACACAACCAGCCUGGAAAAACAGUUAUCAACCAGGUCCACAAUGUAUAGUUACUUUGAAAAAAACAUUACUGAGGCCAUCCAAAAGUUACGAGAAAUAAGAGAGAAAGGGAGGGAUGCAAUGGCCCCAAAAUCCCCAAUGUUCUCACUAUUUUCAGAUGCUGAUAAAGAUCUCCAAGAUGAAGCUUACAAUCUCAACAGACGAGGUCUGAAAUAUGUAUUUCCUGUGGAAGAAAAGCCUCGUUUCUCAUGGGAAGGUCUGCUGGUGUUCUUUCUUGGAGUUUUACAGAUUGUUGGAGGAGCACUGCUCACUGCAUUUACAGUUGGAACAUUUGCUCAAGUUGGAAUGGGACUGAUUAUUGAGGGAAUAUCAGACUGCAUCACUGGCAUUGAGGCCAUGGUGACAGGAGAAUUCAGCUGGAAGUCAUGGGCUAUAGACAAAGCCAUUUCUAUUGGUGUCUCUCUCAUUGGGUUCGGAGUUGGAAAGCUGAUUUCAAAGGGCUUCAAAUGUUUUAAAUCCUUAGUUAAAUUUGGCAAACAGCUUAAGUCAAUGCCAAAAUUUCUCUCUAGACAAGCUAAAGAUGGCUUCAGUGUUGUUUUAAAGACAAAUAUGAAGAAUGCAGUAAAACACACAGCUAAAAAAAUUGCAGAAGAACUCAUCACCUUUGGAUUGGGAAAGGCAGAAGAUGAAAUAAUUAAAACAAUAUUAGAAGAAAUCAAAAACAAGGUGAAAGAGAGAACUGAUCACGAAGUGAAAUUAAAAAUAGAAAAAGAGCCUCCAUCUUCAUUAGUAGACCUCAUUAUUCUUUCACACCUUGAGGACAAAAAACAACUUCAUGAUCUCCUGAAUGACGAGAGAAGAAAGGAAGAGCUGCUGGCCGUUUUCACAGACUUAAGCAAAACUGCAAUACAGCCAUUCCAUGAAGACCUCAGCUGGCAGAACAAACUGAAUUCAUCCCUCUACAAAGUGAUUGAAAAAACUAAAUCACACACUGGAGGAACAGCAAAAACAAUUCUGACAUUUAUACAAGGUGUCCACAUGGUCACACUGGCAGGAGAAGCCAUCAGUGCAGUGCUCAGCCUGUCAGAAAAGUUCUUUUCAAAUUUUCACGAACAGCUGAAAAUAUUUAAAGAAAAGCAACGAAAAUCAGAGACUGUGAAUGUAAGUGAUCUGUCUGCAGAAGACAUUAAACUGCUGAAAGAUUUCAAGCAGGAUUUAGCCAGCACCAUCAGUACGUUAUUGGCUGAUGCUUUGGUGGAAGUUUUCCACCAGACGUUCUCCAGUCACAUUGUUUCUAUUGUUAAAGACAAGGCAAAUGGUGUUAUUGGUAAAUAUGUGAGAAAGGGUUUAAAGAGUGAAAGAACAGAGGAAAAGCUCAGAGCUGGACAGAACAACAGAUACAUUGCAUACAUGCCAAAACACCCAAAUUCUAACCUAAAAGUUGAAGGAGAGGCAGGUCAGCGCUCACGAUCACAUGCUGAAAAGAUCAAGAACUCCACGACUGCAGGCACCAUCCUUGAUAUCAGAGUCCUGUCAGAAGCCACUGGCACUAAAGUUGUCAUCCUAACAGAGGAUAGCAAUGGAAGACUUACCAAAAUGCAGGAGCUGAGCCCAGACACUCGACAUGCCAAUCAAACUGUGACCCUGAUCUACAGACCAAAGAGUGACCAAUACCCCGAUGGCCAUUAUGAUGUGCAUAUCAACAACCAGACAGUGAGCAUAGACAACAAAGGCAAGAACUGUUUGUUUCAUGCUUUGGCACGUGGAAUGAAACCACAAGCCAGUGAAGAAGAGAUCACUGUGGAAGCAAAUCGUCUUCGAUCUGUGGAGGCUGAUGCUCUCCUCAGUUACCCAGGCCAAUGGGAGCCUUUCAUCAAGCGGAAAGAAUUAACUGAAACAAUCAGGGGAGGGGACUGGUACAUGUUAGAGGGAACUGCACCCAAACAAGCCAUAAAAGAAAGCAAAGAGUUACGUCAGAAAUUAGUUGGCCAAGUAGAAAAAUACAAAAACUGGCAAACACAUGCAAAAGGAAAUAAAGGAAUUGGAAAGUUCAUCAAUGCAGAUCACCAGCCACCAGUCAGUAGCAUAUUGAAGGCCAGAAAAUUGAACCAGAAUAGCAGAUUAGCAGAAGCCAUGCUUGAAGUGGCAACAAACUCAUCUACUGGGAACAUUUCUGAUGUACACAAAUAUCAUGGCCGUGAACUUCCAACAGUUUAUGUACCUGCAGAAGUACAUCGUGAAUUUCCCAGUACAAAAUCACAAGCCUUCAGAGACCUUUUGACUAGAGCCAUAAGUAGUAAUGAUGUUGUGGGUACUUUCAAGCUGACAAUCCUUGGUUCAAUGCCAAGAUUCUGGUUGGAUAGUAGCAGGAACUUCAAAAACUUCCAGAAUACAAAUAUAAGCAAAAGCAGACUUAAAGAUUUUGAAAAAAGUUUUCCACACCACAGUGAAAAGAUGGUAAAGGAAUGGUCUGACCAGCUUAAAAACAAAGGUGUUAUGACAGAUGACCAUCUAACUACUAUUAAUAAUUGGAUCGCUAACCAGGGCUACAAAAAUCAAAACGAUCCACACAGGAAAGAAGUUGCCAACCUCCUCUGAUGAAAAGUUUGCGAGAGAGGAGAAUGUGACUCUUACAAGCAAAUGAAGUACAGUGAAAACCUGGAGAUCUUCCACCUACCUAAUCAUCAUUAUCAGAUAUCUCUGUGCCUUUGGUUUAAUUUUAACUUAAUUUUUGUAUUCAGUGUGCUUAUCACAGAAAAAAACUGUUUGUUUAGCCAUUUUUAGCUCAGUAUAGAUUGUAAAUUAAUUUGUUAACUUGCUUAGACUUUGUAGCAAAGCAAUAAUUACACUGUGUCCAGCAAAUUAGUGUGGUGAUAUUCGAUGUGAUAGUUUUAAUCUUUCAAUACCAAUGUUGACAAUAACAAAAAGGGAAGAUUUUAAAACCUGAGACCUGCUGACAUUUGUCACCUUUUAACUCAAUGUUCAAAUAUGUGAACAGCUGAAAUUGGUCACACAUGUUCUGACUCCUUAGCCAGUGCACAAAGAAGACACAAAAAUGCAGCAACAAAGUGUGUCUUAAAGUACAUUAAUAAUCACUCUCAAAGGCUUCUAAAUCAUUAACUCCAGAGUGCCUGAGGGUCCUCCAGUGUUCAAGAGAUAAACUACACAUGUGUUAUAUUAAGAUCUAGCAGCUUGAUUUUCUUUUCUGUUGGUUGGAGCACAAGGUGACUGCUGAUUCUGCAAGAGCCUGACUGUGAAAGAAGCUCUGGAGAUAAAGAAACUGCUUGCAAUGAAUCACAGAAGCUACAGAAAAAAACCUGCAUGUAGUUCUCUGUAAGCAGCAUCCCAUUCGUUAUCUGUUUAAUUCAGUGUAACUAUGAUGGUGGUGGCGAGGGAGGUUAAAAAUGAAAUUAUAAUACAUAUUAUCUGUAUUCACCUGAAAACCAUAUAUCCAUAUCUCUAAAAUAUUUCUGUCAAAAUAAAAGUGAGUUAGUAGUAAUAAUUGCAGUGAUUUCCUGUUUUCUUCCAGUGGUGCAGAUUACUGUAAACUGUAGUAAUUUCCCUUACUACUAUGGAAAUGUUUUUACACAAUACUGGACAAUAAAACUGCAGGGAAAUGUACCAAUAUGAUAUUACAUAUUUUAAAAGUUUAUUUAAAUAUAUUUAAAACAUAUUGGUGAAAAUAUGGCCUAUAAACAUAAUUGGCCACUGUUAUGAAAUUCUGGAUUAAAUUGAAUUACACACAAGCUGGUUGUCUUUGUGAGUUUUUAAUUUGUCUUUGCAAAGUGGUCCGAACAACAAUACAAAUUUAAUCAAGAUUCAAUCAACCAGGUUCAAUCAAAGUUAUCACUCUGUGUCAUAUGGAAACCAUGCUGCUGUUUUUAGAUGGAAUAGGCACCGUUAGUGUGAAGCAACAGUUAUAAGAAAAAAAAAACAGAGACAAAAUGUCAGGUUUACGGAAAAUUGAACCCAAACACAGGACUUCCUAAUUACUAAGUUAAACUUUCAGUCUAUUUUAUUUCAUUAUUUAUUUGUGCAAUAUCCAGAUCGCGGCUGUGGGUGGGAUUAAGGGGCCUCUUCCUGUAGUUGAAAUUCAUGGCAUGCUAGUGGUGCCAGUCUCUCUCUGAUCUCUACCUUCAGCCGGGGUGGAGUGAGGCAGUGUCGCAGUUCCCAAAUAGUUGUUUCUCAUCCGUCAGGUUAAAGCUGGCCUCCCCCACUCUCUCAUUGCCUGAUGUUAGGGCCUUCCUCUCUUUUAAUUACUAUACUGGUCAUAAGUUUGCUCAUUGCUAAAAGGUAGGGCAACCUCUAUGCUGAAAUGACUUAAUUGAUAUUCAGGGAGGCGUUCCAGGUCACGGUUUGAACCGUCAGCCAUUAGGUCCAAAGUUGCAGUUUUGUGAAGAGACAUCUGCCUCUCCAGAGCAAUGUUCCCUCUAAGCUGCGCACGUGCGCAGUUGCGCACUGUUGGCAUGGUCUCUGCGCACAGAAAAUCUGCGUUGCGCACAAAAAAAAGUAACCUGAAUUGAAAUUAAAAUUAAUACUUCCAACAAUCAUGUUUUGCAGUGUUAGUCAGUAAGUGACUGGCUGCUCCCAUAUGGAAUUAGAACGAUGCCACCUUAUAGUUCAGCCGAUGCGUAUAUACGCAAUCAAUCAACGUCAUUGACAGGCUAUGACAGCGUCCUUAUGUGCCGACAAAGGUGUUUUAGCUAGCAAAGCGGCGUGGCUGAUGUGGAG